AUGCCUCCACCACCACAUAUCCGGCCCGAGAAUGUGCUCAGACGAGCACAAGAACUCAUCGCCGUCGACCAAACACAAGCCGCUCUCACCGUCCUUCACGAACAUGUCACCUCGAAGCGAUCCCGAAAUAGCCCCAUCGCCUCCUUGGAGCCGGUCAUGCUCCUCUUCGUCGAGUUGUGCGUCGACUUGCGAAAAGGAAAGGCUGCAAAGGAUGGCCUCUACCAAUACAAGAACAUUGCGCAGAACACCAAUGUCGGGACGAUAGAAUUGGUUCUCAAGAAAUUCAUCGAGCUAGCCGAGCAGAAAGUUCAAGAGGCACAAGCAAAAGCAGAUCAAGUCCAGUCCAACAUUGAGAACGCAGCAGCCUCGACAAACCUCAACAUCGACGAUCUCGAGGCCACCGAAACGCCUGAAACAAUCCUCCUUGCCACCGUUUCUGGCGAACAGUCCAAAGACCGAACAGACCGCGCCAUUGUAACGCCAUGGCUCAAAUUUUUGUGGGAAACCUAUCGAACAGUUCUGGAAAUCUUGAAGAACAACGCUCGUUUGGAGGUGAUGUACCAGAGCACUGCUCAUCAGGCCUUCGACUUUUGCUUGAAGUAUACCCGGAAGACUGAGUUCCGCCGUCUCUGCGAGUUGCUGCGAAAUCACGUUCAGAAUGCCGCCAAGUAUUCCUCCCAGAUGCACGCCAUCAAUCUGAAUGAGCCUGAUACUCUGCAACGCCACCUUGAGACUCGUUUUCGGCAGCUGAACGUGGCGGAUGAACUUGAGCUGUGGCAAGAAGCUUUCCGAAGCGUCGAGGACAUUCAUAUGCUUUUGACCCUGUCGAAACGACCUGCAAAGAAUGUCAUGAUGGCGAACUACUACGAGAAGCUCACCAAGAUCUUCCUGGUCAGUGACAAUUUCUUGUUCCAUGCCGCCGCCUGGAACAAGUACUACAACCUGCUGCGUCAGUCUGCAACAGUCUUGGCAUCUGGACAGGGCGUCAAGCGUGACAACCCAGUUGUUACUGAGGAAUCUCUCACGAAGGCUGCCUCUUUCGUCUUGCUAUCGGCCCUUGCAAUCCCCGUCAUCAGCACCUCUCGUUCGCGGGGGGCUCUCGUUGACGUGGACGAAGCACGCAAGAACAAGAACACCCGUCUGACGAACCUCCUUAGCAUGCCCUUUGCUCCUACUAGAGCCGGUCUUUUCAAGGAUGCAUUGAACAAGGGUCUGCUGAAGAGAGUCCGCCCUGAGAUCCGGGAUCUUUACAAUAUAUUGGAAGUUGACUUCCACCCUCUGUCGAUUUGCAAGAAGAUCUCACCCAUUCUGUCCCAAAUUGGCUCGGAUCCUGAAAUGGAGAAAUAUGUGCUGCCUCUACAACAAGUCAUUUUGACGCGACUUUUCCAGCAACUUUCACAAGUAUACGAGUCUGUCGAACUUGGAUUUGUUACUCGGCUAGCUCAAUUCCCCGCGCCAUUCGAAGUCACCCCUGCCAUGAUUGAGAAGUUCAUCAUGAAUGGUUGCAAGAAGGGUGACCUGUCUAUCCGUCUUGACCAUGUCUCUGGUAUCCUUGCUUUCGACUCCGACGUCUUCUCUUCUGCCAAGGCAAUUCACUCCGGCAGUGCUGCUGGAUCUGCAGAAAGCGAGACUGGCUCUGUUCAACGUCUGCAAAACACUCCUGCUGAGAUUGCACGCUCACAACUCACCCGCCUCGCGAAGACCUUGCACAUUACAUGCAUGUAUGUCGACCCCUCAUACAACCAAGCUCGUCUCGCUGCGCGAGAAUCCGCCUUGGCUCGUGCCGAGGCUGGCGCACAAGAAGAGCACGAGGCUAUGCUUGCCAGACGAGUCAUCAUCGAAAAGAGAAAGGAAGAGGCCUCUGAGGCGUUCUCAAAGAAACAGCGGGAGGAGGAGACUCGUCGUCGCAUCCGUGCCCAGCAGCAGGCCGAGGCCGAGGCCCAGCGUCUCCGUGAAGAGACCAAAGCACGCGAGCUUAAGCGCGUUAAGGACGAGCAAGCCCGCAUUCGCCGACAAGAGAUUGAGAAGCAGUUGCAAGAGCUCAAGUCUACAACUGGGGACAUUGACCUUGAAGGCGUCGACAUUGACAACCUUGAUUCCGUUGCCAUUCGAAACAUGAAGUUACAGCACUUGGCGAACAACAAGACCAAGAAGGAUGAGAAGGUUGCAAUCACCGCUAAGCGUAUCGAUCAUCUCGAGCGAGCUUUCCGCCGAGAAGAACUCAAGUAUCAAGCCCAAGAUUACGAGAAGCAGCGUGAAGAGGAUCUCAAGGUCUACGAACAGACCAAGGAAGAGACUCUGAAGGAAGCCCAGGAGAAACACAAGCAAGGCUUGGCCCUGAAGCACCGGCUCAGCAGACUUGUCAAGCACUACGACUCAUUCAAGGGUCAAAUUACCGAGCGUCGAUCCACCGAGUUUGAAAGAUUGCGCAAGAAGGCUGAGCGCGAGUUUGAGGAAGAGAAACGAAAGCGCAUCAGGGAGGUUCAGGAGAGGAAGAUCAGAGAGCGCGAGGAGCAAGAGGCAGAGGAGCGGCGCAUCCGUGAAGAGGAGGAGCGCCGAGCACGUGAGGAAGAAGAGAAGGCGAAGGCUGAAGAGGAGAAGAAGAGGGUGGCCGCUGAGCGACGAGCCAAGGCUGAAGCCGAGCGAGCGGAGCGUGAUGAGGCUGCACGCCGCCAAAUGCAACGUGAGGAAGAAGCUGCAGCCAGACGAGCAGCUCGUAGGGGACCCGAAGCCGAGAAACCUUCACCUUUCGGCCGUCCUCGCGAGGCUGUUCCCAUGGACACUCGCACAGAAUCUGAUGAAGGGCGCACCGCGCCUCGUCUCGCACUGGGCGGCAAGACCGGUGGUGGCUGGCGUGAACGAGAAGCAGCUCGAAAAGCUGCAGAGGCGUCUGGUCAAGCUCCAACCGAGCCCUCUGUGGCCUCAACUCCUGAACCCGCCCCAGCCCAGCCUGUCCGCUCUGGCUACGUGCCUCCACACCUGCGACGAGGCGGUGCUCCCUCAAGUGGCGAUCUGCCACCACCACCUCGAGACCUGCCUAUCCGUGGGUCGUCUGCCUCACCGGCGAACGGCGGUCCAGAGCGCAAGUACGUCCCUGCACAUCUGAGAGAAGGAGGCCGCAGUUUGUCGAGAGAGGGUGCUGGCUCACCUGCACAUGGCAGCAGCGAAGAAUCUCCCGCCGCCGCACCGAGAAAGCCCCCCACUGGUGCCGGAGGCCGCUACGUGCCCCCCAGCAUGCGCAACCGUCAGUAA
This is a messenger RNA of Exophiala spinifera, 3252 nucleotides long. RefSeq names its product eukaryotic translation initiation factor 3 subunit A. Lineage: Eukaryota; Fungi; Ascomycota; Eurotiomycetes; Chaetothyriales; Herpotrichiellaceae. Gene Ontology annotation, biological process: translation reinitiation; formation of cytoplasmic translation initiation complex. The coding region runs from base 1 to 3252 and encodes 1083 amino acids. The transcript has 3 exons. Gene Ontology annotation, cellular component: eukaryotic translation initiation factor 3 complex, eIF3e; eukaryotic translation initiation factor 3 complex, eIF3m; multi-eIF complex. The record is from RefSeq and is a predicted model, not a curated record. Gene Ontology annotation, molecular function: translation initiation factor activity; mRNA binding.